This is a messenger RNA of Rhinocladiella mackenziei CBS 650.93, 738 nucleotides long. RefSeq lists its product as uncharacterized. NCBI's taxonomy places the organism in Eukaryota, Fungi, Ascomycota, Eurotiomycetes, Chaetothyriales, Herpotrichiellaceae. The coding region runs from base 1 to 738 and encodes 245 amino acids. The transcript has 2 exons. The record is from RefSeq and is a predicted model, not a curated record.
AUGAUCACAUGGAAUCGCUUCCGAUCGGGCGAACUGGAACCCGACUGGCGAAUUGAAGUCAACGAGUACAAUGUGCGUCACUUCGUCAAAGAUGAUGGUCCGAGUCAGUUCAAACGGAUGUACGAUGCACCCAUGUUGGAGGUAUCACACGAAAGGCAAUUUGCUGUCUCUCAACUUGGGACUCAAAGCGUGGGAUUCGAAGCCCAACAUACUCACCGCAUCAAAGACACUCUCCGGCAGAUAUCCCGCUACUUUGCGCGGUACAAAUUAGACGAGUCCUGCCAGCCCAGCUCGCCCUACGCGGAAUAUCUCCCCGACAUCCGCAUCUCUUCUCCGCUCCCUGAUCCAUUGCCGCCAUUGGACGUGUCGGACGUGUCUAGUCCGGACCGGCAUCCAGAUUCUCCUUUACCCAGCGUGGAAUCAGAAAACUCUUCCAGGUCUACUAUGGCGCUGCAAGAAAUGAUGAAUCCCGAACCACCUCGACCGUCCCUCGGUAAACGAAAGUGGUCCCCCUGCGCGAUCCUGCCUCUUUCUCCAGAAGAUCCAGGGUAUGAAGAAGAUCUUUCUCUGGACAACACCAACCUCGUCUACGCUCGAGCCAAUCACCCCGCUGGCGAGCAAUUCAGUCGUACUCGACGGGGGGUCCGCAUGCGACGAUCACGCUCUCUAGUGAGGACACAAUGGAUGCAGAAUACUCCGGAUACCGAAUGGUCGAGAAAGAGGCUCACCUCCAGUUGA